Molecule: messenger RNA, 1590 nt
Organism: Arabidopsis lyrata subsp. lyrata
Lineage: Eukaryota; Viridiplantae; Streptophyta; Magnoliopsida; Brassicales; Brassicaceae
Product: probable inactive L-type lectin-domain containing receptor kinase III.1
Exons: 1
Coding region: 468-1529 (353 amino acids)
Molecular function (GO): carbohydrate binding
Source: RefSeq, a predicted model, not a curated record
UAAAAGUAAGGUGAGGUAAUUUUUUUUCUUAGCCAAUGAUAGUAUUUCUAUCAGCUUGUGUGGUUUAGGAUUCGAUUGUUGGGUGCACGUACUAGGCCUCCAUCUGAUCCUAAUUAUUUGUAUUUUAAUGAGUUUUUAGAUCUCAAUAAUACUCAUGUUUAGCCGGUUGUUGAUUAUAUACAUUUGUUAAUUACUUAAAGUGAUGACAUGACUAAGAUCAAUUAUUUUCUUUAUGUAACCAAAUAGGUAUAGAUUCUCACUUGCACGUAUAUUUCCCAAAAACCUUGCUUGAAUCUAUUUUAUUGAAUGCUAGUUUGGGAAGUUUAAAUAUAUCUCCACAAGUUAGCCCUGCGACUUAUUAUCACGAUCAGCUAAACUAAGACUUGAACAGUUCAACAUUACAGUUUCUUUGGAAUUGAAUGUGUUAAAGAAGUUUAACAAUUGGUCGAGAUAUUUUCUUUCUUUUCAUGAAGCCUAUAUAUAUGAGAGAACAGUUCAGACAAGCAACUUCAAACAGAUCAACAAAACAGACUUUUAUUCUUCUUUUUAGUUGCUCAUCAAUGGCAAUUACUUUCAAAUCAAUAGUUCUAUCCAUAGUCACCCAAUUAUGCCUCGUUUCUUGUGUGCUAAGUCAACAAAACGAAACCAAAUUUCUCUACCACGGAUUUUUCGAAGCCAAUCUACUCAAGUAUGGAUCCUCCAAGAUCCUCCCAAGUGGCAUCUUGGAGCUAACAAAUAGCUCAAGGAGACAAAUGGGUCAAGCCUUCUAUGGCUUCCCCAUACCCUUCAACAACAGUACUAACUCAUCGAACACGCUUUCUUUCUCCACAAGUUUCGUUUUCUCAAUCAACGCACCAGGUCAUGGCCUAACCUUUCUCAUCUCGCCGUCUAUGGAUUUCACUCAAGCCAUGCCGAGCCAGUUUCUCGGUCUCUUCAACACUACAAACAACGGAAACUCCACAAACCGAAUUCUCGCAGUCGAAUUCGACACAGUAAAGUCCACCGAGUUUCUUGACAUCGACGAUAACCACGUAGGCAUUGACGUGAAUGGUUUGGUAUCCGUUGAAUCUGCACCUGCUGCAUUUUUUUCCAACAAGCAAAGCAAGAAUAUAAGUCUGAAGCUGUCAAGCAAAGAUCCGAUCCGGGCUUGGAUCGAAUACAAUGGAGUAGAAAGGCUUCUCAAUGUCACAUUGGCUCCUCUUGACACGUCUAAACCUAAAUUUCCUCUUUUGUCAAGAAAGAUGAAUCUUUCAGAGAUUUUUAUGGAGAAAAUGUAUGUCGGAUUCUCAGCAUCCACAGGAAACAUUACGAGUAGUCAUUAUGUUAUUGGAUGGAGCUUUAGCAGAGAAGGGAAAGCACAAGACUUUGAUCUCAGUCUACUUCCUUCGAUUUCAACCCCAUCGCCAUCUGAUUUUGAUGACCUUGAUCCAAUUCCAGAUCCUCCUUCGGAUUCAGCAUUAACCGUAGAGCCUGACCGCACCAAGAUGAUCAUAAUCUGCACACUUGCAAUCAUAAUCUUUAUGAUUUGAUUAAUGCAAGAGGCAUUUCUCAAUAGUAAAGUUGGAUCAUGAGCCAUGCCUAGUUUUUUUU